This is a messenger RNA of Amblyraja radiata (thorny skate), 1389 nucleotides long. RefSeq names its product transmembrane protein 81 (gene tmem81). The transcript is spliced from 3 exons. NCBI's taxonomy places the organism in Eukaryota, Metazoa, Chordata, Chondrichthyes, Rajiformes, Rajidae. Bases 583 to 1389 code for a protein of 268 amino acids. The record is from RefSeq and is a predicted model, not a curated record.
AGAAGGUGCGUGGCCGUGCCGGCGGCUUUGCGCAGGAUGCGGUACAGCCAGAGUUUGGCGCUCGGCGGGCUGGAUAAUUACGGGGAUAAAAAUCCGCCCGGUUACGGGCCGCAUUCGGCCCAGGGGCCGUAGUUUGCCGACCCCUGCUCCAGUACGUUAUAAUUGUAUUGGAUGCUGCAGUGAGUUCAGUUUGCUUCUUGAACUAUCACAUCUCCACGCUGGUUAAACGCCUUCAAUAGUGAGGCAGAUUGGAAGGUUCCUUUUGCCUGAUACAAGUUUGAACAGUGCACUUGGACACAAACGUCUCAAUAUUCACUGAUCUACUCCUUGUCUGCAGUUUGUAGACGAUUUCAACAUAAUUGUAAGUAGCAUUGUCUUCCUAGUUAUUUUGGCAUCAAGCUCUGGACCAUUGUCUGUCUGAAACCUUGCUAUCAUUGCUGUAAUGUAACCUCAACCCUUUGUUUCUCCUUGUGCUCCAUUGUGCUGGUGUUUGAUGUAAUAAAGCCUUAUUAAAAUUGGGUAAUCUGCAGCACUGAAUCCCCCCCCCACCCCCCCUUCCCUCCACCCCACCCCACUACAGAAAUGCCAGACGCUCCUGUCCCUCUCUGCCUUAUCCUCAUCUCUUUUGCUUUCCUGAUUCAUCAUCUGGCCAACAGCCAACAGGCACCCAUUGGCACCUUGUCACCUGAGUUUGAGAACAUCACGGUGACUGGUCUGUUGUUGGUCAGCAUGAACCCAUGCAGCAAAACCUGUGGCCUGGGGUGGAGGUCCGAGUAUUACUGUGGCAUCAGCCAAACUGGAAAGCGUAAUAACUGCGUCCUGAAAAACGCCCUGUGUCUCGUCAGCCAGGAAUGUGGCCUGAUCGCCAAAACGGCCGCCAUUGGUUCCUCCAUGAACCUCAGCUGCUUGGAUGAGACGAUUGAAACGCUAGGCUCAUCUGACUUUGUCUUUGUCUGGAAACUUGCAAAAGGACUCGUGACCACCGAUCGAUACUUAUUCAGAAUGUACCUACGACGGUCGAGAAAAACACCCUGGAUGAUGGUUCUCAAGGAUGUAAAGGAGAAGAACGCUGGCACCUACAUGUGUCAGGUGCAGAACGCCAAGACGAUGCAGGUCGUCAAGCGAGUGCUGAUCGCAGUCCGAGUGAUCCCCGACAACCUGGUGCAGCUGAAUUACAUGAAAGUGCUGUCGCCUGCCCAGAAGGAAGAGUUGCUGGUACUGCAGGGCAAACCAGUGGAGAAGAUUCGGCUAUCAUUCUGGAAAAAUGUAAAGGACCUCUUUAAAAGUGCCAGCAUGACAGCUCGGGCCAUUUUCAGCGGCGUGGCCAUCGGGGGAGCGUUCGGUAUCGCUUUUGGAAUCUUAUUUUUAUGCGUGUCAAAAAAAAGAUAA